ACACCACAGUUGUCCAAAUUAAAGCGCCUAAUAAAUCACAUGAAUUGCUCUAUUGCUCAGCAUACGUGCAUGGUUAGCUAUUCUGCAUAACUGUUCCCGGACUCUGUCCUUUCCUUAUUCAGCUCUCUCAAAAUACAUUUCUCGCAAAAUAUAGAUCAAAGGAUGGAUUGGAAGAAGAGAUUUAAGGAGUCGAAAGUGGCGAUGGGGAUGUUGGUGGUUCAAGGCUUUGCGGUGGGGUUACAGAUACUUUCGAGGAUAAUACUUACUCGAGGAACCUUCAUUUUUGCUCUUAUGACUUAUCGUCAGAUUGUUGGCGCUGUCUGCGUUGCGCCUCUUGCUUUCUACUAUGACCGAUCUCAUUUUAAGAAAUUGACGCGGCUAGCUUGUUUCUGGCUCUUCAUGGUCGCUUUAACCGGGAUAUCAAUGGCUAUGGGACUUUAUUAUUACGGCCUACGGGAUACCACAGCAACAUAUGCCACAAAUUUCCUCAAUUUAAUUCCAAUUACUACCUUCAUCUUCUCUGCAAUUUUCAGAAUAGAGAAGCUGGGAUUGCACACAAGGGUCGGAAAAAUCAAAAUAAUGGGAGCAAUGAUAUGCCUGACAGGCGCGCUGACUGUUGCUCUGUACAAAGGCCCUGCAGUCAUCAGCCAUCACGACGCGCAUCCCCUGGUGGUUGAAAAACAUAAGCCCAAGUAUCUGCGCGGUUCCAUGUUUUUGGUGGGAAGCGUCUUGUGUUAUGGUUUGUGGUUCAUCUUUCAGGUGAAGCUGUUCAAGGUUUUCCCUUGCAAAUACAUGUCAACGAUGCUGAUAUGCAUCACUGCAGCAGUUCAACAAGUUGUUGUUGGAUUGUGUAUCGAUCACUCCAAGUCCUCGUGGAGAUUAGGCUUCGACCUGCAGCUAAUCAAUAUCCUUUAUUCGGGAGCAUUCGCGACAGCUGCAACUUUCUGUUUGGUGUCGUGGGCGGUUGCAGAACGAGGACCAACAUAUCCCUCAAUGUUCAACCCUUUGUCUCUGAUCACUAUAGCCGUCGUGGAAGCAGUUUUUAUGAGUGAAAAGCUCAAACUGGGAAGCUUGAUUGGUAUGCUUGUGAUCAUAGCAGGGCUGUAUGCCUUUUUGUGGGCAAAGAACAAGGAAUUCAAAAACAUGAACCAAACAAUAUCAGUAACAGCAGCCUCCACUGAAUUACCCGUGACGAAUGGUAGUAGCAAUAAUAAUGAAACGAACAAUGCAGGUUGCGAUCAAGCUGCAAAAUUGCGCUGUCCCUCGACUGUGGCUCCAACUAGUUCACCUGAUGAACAUGCCGACGUGACUAUCGCAGACACAGUGAAAAUAACAGUGUAAUUAGGAUCAUAAUAAUGUAACAAAAUAAUCAGAAUGCACUAAUGGAUCAGUGUAUAUACGUAAGUUGUGUGUUAUGCUUUCGGCGUCCCAUUCAUUUCUGUACAAUUUCUAUUUUGGAAGUCCUUCUCAUUUUUAUAC
Messenger RNA from Daucus carota subsp. sativus, 1479 nucleotides. RefSeq names its product WAT1-related protein At1g43650. Gene Ontology annotation, molecular function: transmembrane transporter activity. Gene Ontology annotation, cellular component: plasma membrane. The record is from RefSeq and is a predicted model, not a curated record. Lineage: Eukaryota; Viridiplantae; Streptophyta; Magnoliopsida; Apiales; Apiaceae. Bases 163 to 1341 code for a protein of 392 amino acids. The transcript has 7 exons.